AGUUCGCUGCCACCUUCUUUGGCAAAUAAUUUUCUAUACAUAUUUAUGUUUUGCCCGACCGAACUUAACUACUUUUUUACUUGUUUUACUACAGUUGGCCUUGAGGUGGCCAAACUGUGUAUUAACUCUGAAUAUUCUGUCUUGAAUUCUUUUACACCUAUAGUAAUAAAGUUUCAAUAGUUACACAAACAUUCCCCCACAUAUUGGUAUAUUACUUAGCAACGGUUUGUUUGACAUUGUGUGAACUUAUUUGGAACAUCGACGUUUUGAAAUGAAAAGAAAAAGAGAUUACACCUCGAAAGCGAAAAUUCAAAUUGAUCCCCAUAAACACGAUGAUCAAAUCAGAGAGUUGGAAGCUAAGCAUUACGAAACUGAUGAAGUGGUCACUGUAGAAGGACAAGCCGUAGAAACGGAGGGCUCCUCAGAGGAGGAAAUGGAUAUUGUAAGUUCAGACACCCACAGCGAUAUAGGCCGAAUUGAUAUAUCAUUUCCUGAAGCAUUUUCCGACCACUGCCAUUCUCGACUGUGUUAUCCCUUGUCUUAUUACAUUUUGUCGCCGAAAGAGCGAUUAUUGCUUUUGUACGCGGAGAAUUUUCGGCAUCAAUUUUUUACAUCUAAUUUAAAAACUCGACCUUUGGUUCUCGCUUUGCCCAAUGAGUGUAAUAUCCAGAAAUUCGUUUGUACGACUCUUCGUCCCACUUCAUUUCUGUAUAAAUCGCUAAGAAAUGCGGCAGGAAUUGCAAGCUUUGUGGCUGACUAUGUUAUAUAUGAACCUUUCGACGAUAACAUAAGAUUUCCGAAUCGAUUAAUAUCACCAGCAACAUUGCUAUGCAAACGUCGGGGCAAUAGCUUUGAAAUGGCUACCUUGCUAUGCAGUAUGCUUAUCGGAGCUGGUUUCAACGCUUUGGUCGUUUCGGGAAUAGCGCGGACGGAUGUCGUUGAAAAUGAUCAACGUCGUGUACCAUUUCCCGGCGACAUUUACAAAUUUGAGAACGACGAACAUGUGCAAGACAAACCUUUGAGCGAAACCCAAUUUUGUCUUGGUGGAAUGCCUGAUUUACAGAGUCAUCUGGAAACGAAUAUAGCUGAAAUUGUCAAAGAGAAGGAGAAUGAAAAACAACGCCAGGAAGCAUUAAAGCGUGAAGAGGAGGAACUGAAACAACGUGACGCAGACAGAUUUCUCUACCGUAAACCACAUGCAUGGGUGGCCCUGUUUAGGAGUGGGGCAAAGGAUCAAUCGAUUGAACAGAAUGAUGUCGAAGAUGGUACGGACCGUACUAUUGAGGUGGACUUUGUUGAGCCCUCUACUGGCUUCUUUCUAAGUAGCAGUUGCAUGGAUUACACACUGAUUAAUAGUGCAUGGAAUCAGAAGCAAUACUAUGUGAACAAACAGGUAUACGUUCGAGUGGGAGAAAUACGUUGGAACUUACAAAAUACGGACGAUUGGGAGCACCUUCUUCCGGGAGAAAAUGAAGCGGGAACAUCAAUCGACAAUGCAUCGGAAAUUAUGAAUGAAAAAUAUUUGAACACCAUUCCAUCGUGGGUAUCCAAGCUACAUCUCAACGAAAAAGAAUACGAGGAACGAUUUCCAAAUCUCCAGAAAACAGUGUUCUACAAAAGGGUGAAACAUCUGAGGUUCUCGCCAUACUUCAACAAAGAUGGGAAGAUGAUGCAAUUGACUCUCUUUGCAGAUGAUGAAUACACCGUUCCGAUUUUCGAUUGCAUUCAUUUUGAAAAUCGUGCGGAUAUGCUGCUGCGGAUUGAAAAGAAUUAUAAAAUGUUAAGUAUAAAGGAAAUCUUUGGGAAGAGCCGUAAAGAUAAUUUAUUAAAAAUUGUGCGGAGUAUGGACCCAAAUAGACCAAAGGAAUUAUACUUUUCGGCGAAUGUUCGACGAGAUUCGAUGGAAUAUCUAAGAGUUGAAACGGGUCGGAUUAUUGUAAAAAGUAAAGAUCGAAGGGAUAUGUGUUUCUACCAGGAAUUCGAAUUUAAGAUGGGAGGAGACGAGCUAAAGAAAAUUACGCAGAGGUUCAAACGUAACUAUUCUAUACCGUCAUGGAAGGAUAUUGCAGAGCGCACGUUCCAGUUGAUGCAGCAACGAAUACAUCUGAAAUUUCAUUACUCUCCAGGUGCUUUGACAGCGUCAACAUGUGAAAUAAGCAAGCCACCUAAACCAGAUUAUGGCCAAGAAAUCAUCUAUGACAAGGCAUUGACAAGGACAUUUAAGGCAAAUAAUGAAGUGCCAGAACCCUUACAACUGGAAAUGUAUCGCCUUAUUAUGGAUCAGCUGCAAAGUGAAGACAUGGCCAAAAAGAGUUUUAAGAAGCUAUCGGAUGAAAUAAUCGCAAUUUUGGAUAACCGUCGUAAUGAAAUGGAACAUCCAAUACUACAAUUUCGACUAUUUGAUUCAAUGCGAAACGGUGCUGCUAGAUCCAAAUGUUUGAAAGAGGUUUUGGAGGAAGGAAACGAACAGGAUCAUUCUCAGCAUAAAAAUGACAUCUGUUGAAUAAAAUCAAAUUGGGAAAACAUUGGCUGGUAUUAUGUGGCACUUCAUAGUGUAUUUCACACAGUUUAUUUUUGCAAUAUAUAUUAUAUCUAAUAAA
Molecule: messenger RNA, 2600 nt
Organism: Musca domestica (house fly)
Lineage: Eukaryota; Metazoa; Arthropoda; Insecta; Diptera; Muscidae
Product: coiled-coil domain-containing protein lobo
Exons: 8
Coding region: 272-2503 (743 amino acids)
Biological process (GO): flagellated sperm motility
Cellular component (GO): motile cilium
Source: RefSeq, a predicted model, not a curated record